Messenger RNA from Macaca mulatta (Rhesus monkey), 2781 nucleotides. The record is from RefSeq and is a predicted model, not a curated record. Lineage: Eukaryota; Metazoa; Chordata; Mammalia; Primates; Cercopithecidae.
GGCCGGGGUCACUCCGUCUGCCCCGAGGGCAGGAAUGAAGAACCGACGGCCCGGCACUCCGAGCCACAGGGACUCUUGGGUCCCCUUUCGCCCCACCCCACACACUCCCUACACCUUGUGGCGUUGCGCCCUGGCGCGGGCGAGUCUCAGCCAGUGCAUGUAUUUCCUCGCCGGGUUCCUAACGGAAAACAGGGAGGGGGGAGAGCUGGGGAAUGUCCGUGUUUGGAGCAAGUCUCUCCCCGCGACCACCAGCUGCACCUCCAGAAGAGAAGACGAGCUGUCGGCUCCGCUGCAAGCCGCAGGGGCUGCCUUGCCGCCUCGCUGGCUCUCCGACUCCGGGCUGCGGGAAAGCGGGCGCCGCGCCCGGCGCUUACCUACCUUUCCGAAACAUAAUCCCGGGAAAUUUCGACUCCGGGAGGGGGAUGGGGCGGUGGGACGGGGCGGGGACGAGAACCGGGGGCGCAGAUUUCAACCCGGAUCCUCUUCGCACACUCAGCGCCUGCCUCUGGCCGCGCGGGGCGGGGGGUGGACGGAGGGAUGUUCAGUUUAUCCGGAGGGAUGCAUGUCGAGAGGAAAUGGUCCUCCUCGGAGCCAAAUUUUUAAAAAUCCACAAGCCCCACGACCAGCCGGGGCCGCCGCCUCCUGGGCGAAGCAGCGCCGCGCCGGAGUCGGCGAUCGGGAGGCGCCAGGAGCCCGGAAUCUCACAUCCGCGCCGGCUCGGAGUCCGGGCGGCCGCCGAUCCGGCUCGGGGGCGCAGGCCAGCACCCGGCGGUGCGCAGCGCGGCGGCGGGGCCGGGACUGCGACUCAGCGCGGCCCCACCUCCUGGGCGCCGGCGCCCGCCCGCCGCGCUCCCCGCGUCCCAGCUCUCGGCUGCCGCUCGCUCGCCGCCCGCCAGCCCGCGCUCCCCCGCGGUCUCCUCUCCCUCGGUCGGUGUGCGAGCGAGUCUCCCUCCCUCUAAUGCAGGAAAUGCGCAAAAGACGUCAGUGUGUGUGAGUGUGUGUGUGAGUGUGUGUGCACGCGCGCGCGCGCACGGCAGUGUUUGGGGAAAUAGAAAGUUUUUGCCGGUUGGGGGAGCAAUACGGAAAAAGUGAGCCGAAGAGAGAACCGUGGAGAGCGGGCGAGGCUGCCCGGGGUCGCGGCGGCGGGCGGGGGAGCCUGGGGAGGACCCCGCGCGGGACCCGCGGGAGCGGCGGCGCUGGGCUGGGUGCGCGUGCCGGGGGCCGUGGAUGGCCACGGAUGGGCCCCGCCGGGCCGCGCAUCUCUCGGGGACCCUGCGGUCAACACUGUCUUUUAGAGCCGGGGAUGGGGGAGUGGAGGGAGCCCUGUUGCCCCAGAGGCCUCGGGACCCUCGCCCUGACCACCGCCACUCGGGCGGCGGCUGGCAGGAGCAGCUUGCGGAGUUCUGGCCCAUCUGUCACUCUGUCCCGGGACGCUGUGAUCCACGGUGGUGGGGGAGGGGGCAGAGGGAGGGACAAGCAUGGCUCGGGUGAGGUUUUAAACUCUAUUCUUCUCUCUUGCCUUUCUUUGGGGACAUUCUCCCCUUUGGGAUCUGUCCUGGACUUCGCAGGCUGCAAGAACUUGUUGACAAGCGAAAACUCGGUAGAGCCCCGGCUUGGUUUGUGUUCUAUUUUUUGCAAAGUGACUGUUCCUAUUUGCUCUGGGCCUUAUCGGUGCCCCUUUGGGGGACUUCGGCUCUGAUCAGCGCGCUAACAGCCGCCGUCCGGACUGCGGGAAAACGGGGCGCGCCCUCUGAGGAGUGAGUGGCUGUGUCCAUGCUAAUUUCCUCCGUAACCUUUAAACUCUCGCUGGAAGCCGCCGCUGCGGCUGGUCACGUGAGGCGAGUCCUGGGCUGCUGGGGAAAAAUUUCCUCGGCGGGGAGCCGGGACGGGGCCGGCGGCCGGUGAGGGACUGCCCCGCGCCCAAGACUGGGAACCUGGGAGGGCAGGGCCCGCAGCGCGGGGCCCCGGGGCGCGGCCCGGCUGGGACACCCGCGAAGACGGCGGCGGGUAAGAGGUCGGCUCCGCAGCCGGGGAGCUGGGGGUUAUGCAAGUGGGGAAAGAAAACCUCCGCCCUCGCCCUUCUGCCAAGUCAAGUCUGGGAAUUUGGCAUGUGAUGGAAGGCAGUGGCAAAUAUGGCUGAAAACGCAUUUGGGAAGCAGAGCCAGCACCAAAGUGAGAUGAGUGAGAUAAACGUAAUCAAGAUAAAGAUUUUAGUACAAUUUUUAAAAAAUAAAAAUGUGAGAAUCCAGAAUGGACACAAUAUCCACAUUUUAAAUUUUAAAAACAUUAAAAUUUAAAUUUUAAAUUUUAAAUAUUGCACUAAAAUAUUUAUACUACUGAGUUUAUUGGCACCCGUUAAAUUUUGUACCUGAGCCGAGUGCAUCACUCACCUCACCCUAGUCCUGAUCCUGUUGGGAAGUCUGGAAAGUCUAGGAUUUCAUGGAGUUAGGGAUCCUUGACUAAUUGGUGCUUCAUACCUUCUCACUACUUGCUUUGGGUAAGUCCUGUAGAGGCAGGAGCCACCAUGCGCAGCCCCCAAAUAUAUUAAAUAGGGUCUGUUACCAUCUCAGUGACUAUCUUUAAACAAAUAACCUACAAACUUUCAGCACCAUUUCCUAGCAUCUUGGGUGAGGUUAUGGGAAGGCAGCCUCUGCCUCUCAGCAGACUGUUACUCUGUGUAAAUCACCAGACUGCAAUUCUCAGGGGCAACCAAUGCUUGUCUCCUUUCCAUUACAGCAACUCCUUCGGAGUAGGGGUAAUAAAAGACUUUGUCAAACAAAA